Molecule: messenger RNA, 1619 nt
Organism: Harpegnathos saltator (Jerdon's jumping ant)
Lineage: Eukaryota; Metazoa; Arthropoda; Insecta; Hymenoptera; Formicidae
Gene: Pop2
Product: CCR4-NOT transcription complex subunit Pop2
Exons: 8
Coding region: 463-1209 (248 amino acids)
Cellular component (GO): CCR4-NOT complex
Molecular function (GO): poly(A)-specific ribonuclease activity; nucleic acid binding
Source: RefSeq, a predicted model, not a curated record
CACGCUUCUUCGUGCCGUGCGUAUGUGGUUAACUCCGCUAGCUAAGGAAGUCAUUUGAAUUGUUCACAUUGUGUCAGUGGAUUGUUGGUUUGGGGACGAGUGAUCGUUGCAACCUUGAUUAAUUCAUUACACGGUUAGACUUUACGAGCCAAGGGCAUUAUAUUCAGAAUGAUAUGAAGAAGGAAAGACCGUGACAGAGGUAAUUUGAGGAUAAGAGUAGUCCCGGUGAACACAGGAAUAUCUAGCCAAAUGCCUUCAGCUACUGGUCAUAUAUGAGAAUAUAUUCAAUCAUCAAGCAAUAUCGGGAACAUCAAAGGCGGGACCAACCCAAUAGGGCAGCAGAAAGGUGGGGCUACUCUGCCCAGUAAUGAAGAAUGUGGAAUCAGAGAUGUAUGGGGGCACAAUUUGGAAGAGGAAUUUCGCACAAUCCGUCAAGUCGUGCAACAAUAUCAGUAUGUUGCGAUGGACACAGAAUUUCCUGGUGUUGUAGCUAGGCCUAUUGGUGAAUUUAGGACUAACGCCGAUUACCAAUAUCAGCUCUUACGUUGCAAUGUAGAUCUUUUACGGAUAAUUCAGCUUGGUCUUACAUUCCUUGACGAUUCGGGGAAUACACCGGGUGGCUAUACAACCUGGCAGUUUAAUUUUAAAUUUAAUUUACAUGAAGACAUGUAUGCACAGGAUAGUAUAGAUAUGCUACAAAAUAGCGGCAUACAGUUCAAGAAACAUGAGGAGGAAGGUAUCGACCCUUUAGAAUUUGCUGAACUUUUGAUGACAUCAGGGAUUGUUCUUGUUGAUGACGUUAAAUGGCUAUCCUUUCAUUCUGGUUACGAUUUUGGUUACUUAUUAAAACUUCUCACGGAUCAGAAGUUGCCACAGGAAGAAAGCGAAUUUUUUGAACUUCUUAGGAUAUACUUUCCGAAGAUAUAUGAUGUAAAAUACUUAAUGAAGUCGUGCAAAAACUUAAAAGGUGGCUUACAAGAAGUGGCAGAACAACUAGAAAUUCAAAGAGUAGGUCCUCAACAUCAGGCGGGUUCCGAUGCUCUUCUCACUGGCAUGGUCUUUUUUAAAAUGAGAGAAAUGUUUUUCGAGGAUAAUAUUGAUGAUGCGAAAUAUUGCGGGCACUUAUAUGGUUUGGGAACGUCAUUCGUCGUAAAUGGGUCUGCUGGUGGAUAUUUGGACGCAAAUGGAGAUAAUACCUCAACUGCGUAAUGUUAAAGAAAAUCGUAAAAGAGAGAGAGAGAGAGAGAGAGGGAGAGAGAAAGAAAGAGAGAGAGGGGGUGGGAGAAAAAAGAGAGAGAGAGAGAGAGAAAGAUUAUUUCAUUACAAUAAAAUGUUAUAAAAAAAUCCUUUCACUUAGUGAUCAAGUAUAUGGUUUAUAUUUGCAAUAUUAUAUCGACAUUAUUGCCGUAGGUCUCACAUGAGACACAAUUUAGGCAUAUCUCUUUCAGAUCUACGUCCACAUUUUUUCUGUUUUAUUCUUUUGGAUCCACUCCUUUUGUAGAUUUCUUCUGUGAUACGUACCACCAAUCGAAAAUAUAUUUGCAACGUCGAACAACAUUAAAAACAAAUGUAAUAUAAUUUUUGUUUGUAAAAUUUGGACAAUAUUGAUAUACAAGAUA